Messenger RNA from Dicentrarchus labrax (European seabass), 3127 nucleotides. RefSeq names its product C-type mannose receptor 2. The record is from RefSeq and is a predicted model, not a curated record. The transcript is spliced from 6 exons. NCBI's taxonomy places the organism in Eukaryota, Metazoa, Chordata, Actinopteri, Moronidae. Bases 318 to 1358 code for a protein of 346 amino acids.
UUGGGAGCAUAAGCUGAAGUCUGACAGGCAGGAUAAUGAGUGAAGGGUUUCUUGCUGACCUCACAGCUGAAACGAGACAAAAAGACAGGUGGCUGAAGAUAAAUAAAAAGAAAGAAAGAAUAACGACGCAAAAACAAGACAGUUUCAGGGGAGGAAACUAACUUGCGUGCACAUAUUAGGUAAAAAUAACAGAUCAUGAACAUUUAUGUCACCCUCUUAUAACCACAUAACCGCAUUUCCAGGUAGAUUAUUUUGUUAAAUGCAAACUAGUCAACAUCAUUUGAAAACAGUAUUUCCAUAAAGGCAAAUACAAGGGUAUGAGAAUGAUCAGACCACGGAGAGAAGGAAAGAGUAGCAACCGGCAGCAGUGCACUUCAUUUACCAAGAGGAAACAUCUUGGCAUAAGGAAAAGUAUGCUCCAUCUGGUGAUUUUUCUGCUAGCUUCAGGUUGUGGCACUUUGUGUUCAUACGUUACUCGAGAGUACUACCUGAUAAAUGAGAAUAAGAAAUGGGACGAUGCCCAGAGUUACUGCAGAGAAAACUACACUGACCUCGCCACCAUUGGCAGCCAUGAUGACCUGAAGAAGCUGGUGAACAUGACAGCAGCCAGUGGCGAGACAAAAGAAAUCUGGAUUGGUCUGAAAAAGAACGGGGUGGCGUCCUGGCUGUGGUCUGUGGGGGAAACUCAGACCAGCGACGGAUUAGCUGUAUACACUAACUGGGCUAGUUUGCCUGAUUCUUCUCACUACUGUGGAGGCAUGAGGGAUGAUGGGAAAUGGCUUAGUGCAUCCUGUGUUGAAACACAUCCCUUUGUUUGUCAGGAAGUGGAGUCCAGCAGGAUGUAUGUUGUUCUUGAAGAGAAGACUUGGAGUCAAGCCCAACUUCACUGUCGACAGAACAAUCACGACUUGGUCAGUGUGAAAAACCAGGCCGAAAAUCAGGCCUUACAGCAAACAGUUGGGCCGUCGCUGACCUUUUUCUGGACCGGUGUGUUCAGAGAUGAGUGGAAAUGGUCGGACAAGAGCAACAGUUCCUUCAGAAUGUGGGAGAGCAGUCAGCCUAAUAACGACGGAGUCUGUACGUUGUAUAGUCCCUCUUCUAAGAGUUGGUGGGACAGAAAUUGUGAUUACAGAUAUCCUUUCAUCUGCUAUAAUGCCACAGAAAGAAAUCCACAGACAGCCAGGUAUUUCUUGAGGGUGGAAAUACAGUCUAAUUCAUUCUCAAGCUUCAGUGAUUCAGCUAUGAGCGAAGCCAUUUUGAACGAAAUCCAAAAAAGGUAUGAAGGGCUCAAGCUUCGGUGGAGAGUCCAACCAGAUGGGAAGAUUUUCCAUCAGAAAGAAAAGAAGAAAGAGGAAUAAAGGGAAGCCGCCACUAACAAAUUAUCUGCAGGGCCAAAUAAGACAUUACAAUUACUCCUAAACAUCCAUAUGGGCAUAAAAAUACUGUAGCACAGAUAUUGUUCCUGUACUGAUUAGGUUCCUUUCUAAAUUUCUCCUGCUGUCUUCAAUGUUUUAUGCUCACUCUUAUCAUUUAUUAACAGUAGGUGUGCUGUGUCCGUUUACAUAUACACAAACCUUUUCUCUCCUGACAAUCAAAGCCUGUAAGCAUGAUCUUAAACUCUACUGUUUUAUAUCUUAAAAGUCUAUUAGGUGUUGGGGCGUAGUACUGCUUAUGUGAAAAAAGGUUAUUAUAGUUUAGUAUUUUUCAUUAGUUUUUAUUUUGUUUUCAAUUUUGUUUAGUUUGUAUUGUUUAUAAUGUUUUAAUGUUUUUUGUUUUGUUAGUUUUGGUAUUUGUAUUAUAAUAUGGGGGAUAUUUGUCAGGGGCACCAUUUAAUAAGUUCAGAAUAGGAAUUACAGUACAACCAGUCAGUCGUGUAGACAUCUCAGUCUCAAACACUUGCACCAAUGACCUUCAUGUUUUGUUAGGACACAAUAUCGUUUGUUAUUUUUCAUUUUUAUUUCAGUUAACUAAAAACAACUUUUUACACGUAGUUUAAGUUUUAGUUUUUUAUUUAGUUUUAGUUAACUGUAAUAACUAUAAUAGCCAUGAUCCAGAAGGAGCUACAUGGAAUCUGAUAAAUGUCCUCAAGUAGCAGAGCUGCAUUUUGGGUAACGUAGGCGCCAAGUUUUGACAAGGAGGAAGAAUGUGUGGAUCAAAAAAUAAAGACAUAUCACCACGAGUCUGACAAUGUUGUAGGAGUGCAAUGCUAAAUGUGGAGUGCGCUGUUAAGGAAACAAAAACAAACGCGCCUUUUUUCUUUAAGAAUGACUUUAUGUUCCCUCAUAAUAUUGCAAUAAAAAAGGCUGACAAUAGCAAUACAAUGACACAAGCUCAACUGAUUUGGAGUGAAAACAAAAAUAGGCAAUAAUCAGUGGAAAUCUGUGUCAAUGGUAACACACCAUCCUUCAAUCAGAUGGCUUUGACUUCAAGUCACUUAACGUGUAAUCCACAUCUGACCUGCAGUACUGCUUGAGACUGAGUGAUAUUGAUAAAUACAGCUUGCAUUGUUAUGGUGCUUAUUUAAUAACAGAUAAAAAAUAAAACAUACGAAACAGAUUUAUAGAUGGCAGUGAAAUAACUGGAGUUACAGCUUUUAACUUGGUAUGUCUGAAUUGCUCACUGACCACUGAAAGAAAACUGACCCACAUUAUUUGUAUGUACAGUUUGAAUGAGUUUAAAUAAGUAAAAUAAAGUUGGCACUGAAUAUAAUACUAGUCAAAGAGUAAUGCCAACCUAUGAGUUUAUUAGAGCCGCGUCAUUUCACUACAUGUAUAAACAGACUGACACGCUCAGCACAGCAUUACAAUCGUGUUUUUAUAGAAAGCAGAUGUAUAGAUAAUGAGUAAACACGGAGAAGUCACAGACUUCCAAGAUUUUAAAAUACCUGGUGUCACUGUUACAGCAAUGUUGCAUUCAGAUGGUAGAAACUGGAAUCCACUCAACAGUCCUUCGUGUUUUCUCUCCAAGCUAAUUGCACUGAGGCUCAGGGUGUAUCACACACUUCCAACUACUGAACUUAUAUUAAAUUACUCCCUGCAAUAAGGUGAAGUGUUAAAGUUGGAAUAGAAAUUCCUAACUUUGAGUGGUACAAUUCCUACUGGCCUUUUUUUUUUUUAUAAUAAUCAAA